AUGUGGUUUCAAUUGGGCACUGCCCUUCUCUUGGCUGUCGCACCAUGGCCUAGCUCUGUCUACUCGAAUGCUACCGAUAGCGAUAACAGCAUUGUUACUGCUGGUUCCAAAUCAAACCAGACUUCUCCACCAUGGUACCCGUCACCUUGGGGUGAAGGAAUGGGUGAUUGGAAAGCGGCGUAUACUAGAGCCAGAUCCAUUGUGAGCCAAAUGACUCUUUUGGAGAAAGUGAAUCUUACAACUGGUGUCGGUUGGGAGCUUGAACGCUGCGUGGGUCAAAAUGGAGCCGUUCCUCGACUUGGAAUUCCUAGCAUGUGCACUCAGGAUUCUCCCGUGGGUGUUCGAGACACCGACUACAAUUCGGUAUUUCCUAUGGGCGUCAACGUCGCAGCAACAUGGGAUCGUGGUAUGGCUCGUGCGCGUGGUGAGGGAAUGGGUUACGAGCACAAACAUAAAGGCAGCAAUGUACAGCUUGGGCCGGUAGUCGGUCCUCUUGGUCGAGCACCCGAAGGUGGAAGAAACUGGGAAGGCUUUGCGCCUGACCCUGUUCUGUCUGGUGUGCUCUUUGCUGAAACGAUUUCUGGAAUUCAAUCACAAAAUGUGAUUGCAUGCGGAAAGCACUUUAUCGGAUACGAACAGGAGCAUUUUCGUAGCGCUGGAAAUGGCUUCUUAUACCAGGUCAAUGAGAGCUACAGUGCCAACUUGGAUGAUGUGACAAUGCAUGAACUCUACCUCUGGCCAUGGAUGGACGGUAUCAAAGCUGGUAUGGGCUCAGUCAUGUGUUCAUACAAUCAGAUCAACAACAGCUAUGCAUGCCAAAACAGCUACAUCCUUAACAAGCUCCUCAAAGCAGAGUUAGGAUUCCAAGGAUUCGUGAUGAGCGACUGGAGUGCGCAGAUGUCUGGAGUUGCCAGUGCUUUGGCAGGUCUGGAUAUGACUAUGCCCGGUGACAUAGCAUUCGACUCUGGCACUUCGUACUGGGGAUCCAAUUUGACUGUUGCCGUAUUGAAUGGCACUGUGCCUCAAUGGCGAGUCGAUGACAUGGCUGUUCGCAUUAUGGCAGCCUGGUAUUAUGUCGGAGCUGGAGAUAACUAUGUUCCCAUUAACUUCGAUUCUUGGACUCUUGAUACAUAUGGUUACCAGCACUUCUAUGCAAAUGAAGGAUACGGAGUGAUAAACGAGCAUGUUGAUGUCCGAAAUAAUCACGGUGCACUUAUUCGCGAGAUCGGAGCUGCUAGCGCGGUCUUGUUGAAGAAUGAGGGAGCACUUCCUCUGACUGGCAAGGAGAAAUUCACGGGAGUCUUUGGAUCCGAUGCCGGCGCCAGUACAUACGGACCCAAUGGAUGUUCAGAUCGCGGGUGUGAUAUGGGUACACUGGGCUGUGCAUGGGGUAGUGGAACUGCCAAUUUCCCAUACCUAAUUACCCCGGGCUUUGCUAUCGAGAACGAGAUCUACAACCACGGAAAUGGAAUGUUCCAAGGAGUCUACGAUGACUAUGCCUAUUCCGAGGCUGAGUCAGUAGCCGGGCAGGCAUCUGUUGCUAUUGUCUUCGCAAACUCUGAUAGUGGUGAAGGGUAUAUCAGCGUUGAUGGAAACAUCGGAGAUCGCAACAACUUAACCCUUUGGCAUGACGGAGACGCUUUAAUCAAAGCCGUGAGUUCGCAGUGCAACAACACCAUCGUUGUGAUUCACAGUGUCGGACCAGUCCUCAUGGACAGCUUUGUCAACAAUCCAAACGUCACAGCCAUUAUCUGGGCUGGUGUCCCUGGAGAAGAAUCUGGAAACUCAAUCGUCGAUGUUCUCUACGGCAAGGUCAACCCCGGUGGCAAACUGCCUUUCACCGUCGGAUAUUCCCGCGAGAACUACGGAGUAGACAUUCUGUAUAAACCAAAUGCCGGCGAAAGUGCUCCCCAACUUGAUUUCACAGAAGGUCAAUUCAUAGAUUACCGUGGCUUUGACAAGCAUGACGUGACUCCACUCUAUGAAUUUGGUUACGGCAAGAGCUACACUACGUUCAAAUAUUCUGAUAUUACAAUCACUAAGCACAAUGCUGGCAAAUACAAAGCUACAACAGGCAAAACGUCCCCGGCGCCGGUUUUAGGCCAGAUCGCCAAUGAUACAUCAGAGUUUACCUUCCCCGAAAAUAUGUCCCGAGUGCCAUAUUAUAUCUACCCAUACCUGAACUCGUCAUCACUCAAAACAUCAGCCGAUGAUCCUCACUACGAUGAGGAAGGGUUCAUCCCCAAGGGUGCCCAUGAUGGUUCCGCACAGCCACUUCUUCCCUCAAGCGGAGCACCGGGUGGAAAUGCCGAGCUAUGGGAUGUCCUAUACACCGUCACUGCAAAGAUCACCAACACUGGCAAGAUAGCCGGUGAUGAAGUCGCGCAGCUGUACGUGGGGCUGGGUGGACCGAAUGACGUGGUAAAACAACUGCGUGGAUUUGACAGACUGAGUAUCGCACCUGGUCAGACUGUUACGUUCACUGUAGACCUCACGCGAAGAGAUCUUUCGAACUGGAAUACAGUUACGCAGAACUGGUUUAUCUCUGAUUAUGAGAAGACCGUUUAUGUUGGUGCUUCUUCGAGGAAUCUUCCUUUGAAGGAAACUGUUCAAGAUGCGGCUCAGUUCAACUAA
Molecule: messenger RNA, 2634 nt
Organism: Penicillium angulare
Lineage: Eukaryota; Fungi; Ascomycota; Eurotiomycetes; Eurotiales; Aspergillaceae
Product: beta-glucosidase
Exons: 5
Coding region: 1-2634 (877 amino acids)
Biological process (GO): glucan catabolic process
Molecular function (GO): beta-glucosidase activity
Source: RefSeq, a predicted model, not a curated record